This is a messenger RNA of Vicia villosa (hairy vetch), 765 nucleotides long. RefSeq lists its product as uncharacterized. NCBI's taxonomy places the organism in Eukaryota, Viridiplantae, Streptophyta, Magnoliopsida, Fabales, Fabaceae. Bases 1 to 765 code for a protein of 254 amino acids. The record is from RefSeq and is a predicted model, not a curated record. The transcript has a single exon.
AUGGCUACAGGCACUUCUUAUAAUCCAGGAGGACGAAUCCCAGGAGUAGGGUAUUUACCACCACCGACGUUAAAUACAUCUUCCAUGAUUUCAAUUAGACAACAGAUGGAUGAAAGUAAUCAUGAUAUGGUUAAUGCUUUGACUCAACAAAUUGGGACUAUAUUCACUCCCAUGGUAAAUAACACAAACCAUAGUUAUGAAAUGUUAGCCAAUCAAAUGUCUAGAAUAGCAGACUUCUUUGGGACACCACCGGUUCAACCUAGGCAUACGUCCCAAGUGUCGAACGUAAGGGUAGUCGAAACACCAGGAAAUGGGUUUGAUCAAGGUACUCAGCGUCAAGCUACGGAGCAAGACGAAGAGGAACAUUUGGAACAGAAUGUACCCAGGGUAGUACAAAGAAAUCAAGAUGCAAAGCAAGUUUUAAGAAAUGUUCAGCAAAAUAAUUUUAUGGGUCAUAAUAAUAUUUCAAAUGUAGUAGAACAAAUUUUAGUCCAAAAUGGUAUAAAUGUGGGUUUGCAUAGACCCAAUUUUGUGUCUCCUUUGUCGGAGUACAUUAGACAAACUGAGUUACCUAGAGGGUGGAAAGUUCCAAAAUUUACAAAGUUUGCUGGCGAGACUGGUGAGUCUACCGUCAAACACGUUGCUAGAUUUCAAACGGAAGCAGACGAUCUUGCUAAUAAUGAAAACCUUAAAAUAAAAUACUUCCCCAGUUGGAAAGAUUGUUUCACGAACAGUUUUAUAUGGGGCAAUCUAAAAUUAGUUUGA